AUGAUCCCAUGUUUUGCUUGGUCGACGAAACUCCUUCUCAUUCUUCUUUCACCUUUUUGUAAUCUCCUAACAUUAGUAGCUCGCCAAGCAAUUUCUGAUGACGUUGCAGAUGGAAAGAUUGAAGAAAGUGAGCUUAUAACAGUUUUGAGAAUGUGGAGACAACAGAAGCGGAGAAAGAUACAUGCUGAAAAUAAGGAAAAACUCGUGCAAAUGGAUGGAACAUUAGAGGAAAUUAAGAAAAUUGUCAAUGAUCUGGUACGAAAGCGAAAGCUGAGGAGCCAUGAUGCCGCUGAUAUCGUAAAGAAGUGGAAGGCUCGAGAGAAGCGCCGCGUUGAACGACAAGUAUCGAAACAAACGUAG
Strongylus vulgaris is the source of this 360-nucleotide messenger RNA. The record is from the annotation of a GenBank genome assembly. Lineage: Eukaryota; Metazoa; Nematoda; Chromadorea; Rhabditida; Strongylidae.